AUGCGGGCUUGGCCGAUCCCCAAGCGCGCGUGGCGCCCUCUAAACCCAACUUGGCCUAGAUUCAACCCUUGCUGGGGACCUCCCCAAUUUGGAGGGGGUCAGACCCAAGCCACGCUUGGCCGAGCCCAAGCGAGGGUGCCACCUGCGGCAAACCUGACCUCACAGAGCUUGGGUUCAGCCAAGCCAGACUUGGGCCAGUGCCAAAGUCCGACCCCCACGGGACCUUCCAAAUCAAGCCCCCUGGGCGCUGGCACGAGGACAUGCCAGACUGGGGCCUGUGCCCAGACUAGAGAUGGUCUCUGGAUAUCCGUUGCGGAUAUCCGCUAUCCGCUGGGGGAUAUCCGCCAGUGCCAGCGGAUGCGGAUGUCCCCUUUCCCCUGA
This is a messenger RNA of Puccinia graminis f. sp. tritici CRL 75-36-700-3, 381 nucleotides long. RefSeq lists its product as uncharacterized. The coding region runs from base 1 to 381 and encodes 126 amino acids. The record is from RefSeq and is a predicted model, not a curated record. Lineage: Eukaryota; Fungi; Basidiomycota; Pucciniomycetes; Pucciniales; Pucciniaceae. The transcript is spliced from 2 exons.